This is a messenger RNA of Ahaetulla prasina, 2916 nucleotides long. RefSeq names its product DIRAS family GTPase 1 (gene DIRAS1). The transcript is spliced from 2 exons. Gene Ontology annotation, biological process: signal transduction. Gene Ontology annotation, cellular component: plasma membrane. Gene Ontology annotation, molecular function: GDP binding; GTP binding; GTPase activity. Bases 181 to 777 code for a protein of 198 amino acids. The record is from RefSeq and is a predicted model, not a curated record. Lineage: Eukaryota; Metazoa; Chordata; Lepidosauria; Squamata; Colubridae.
GCCGCCGCCGCCGCAGCAGCAACAACCGCCGCCGCGACCCUCCUCCCGCGCCCGCACGGAGCGCGGUCCCCGGAUGGCUGCUUGUCGUCCCGGUCCACUCCGCGCUUCCAGGGCAGGCUGAGCCCCUUUCCGCGCCAGGUGGGCAGCCGCUGACCCCUCCCCACCACCAGCCCAUCCAAGAUGCCGGAGCAGAGCAAUGACUACCGGGUGGUGGUCUUCGGGGCCGGGGGUGUGGGCAAGAGCUCUCUGGUGCUGCGUUUUGUCAAGGGCACCUUCCGGGACACCUACAUCCCCACCAUUGAGGACACCUACCGGCAGGUGAUCAGCUGCGAUAAGAGCGUCUGUACGCUGCAGAUCACCGACACCACCGGCAGCCACCAGUUCCCAGCCAUGCAGCGCCUGUCCAUCUCCAAGGGCCACGCCUUCAUCCUGGUCUUCUCGGUCACCAGCCGACAGUCACUGGAAGAACUGCGGCCCAUCCACCAGCAGAUCGUGCAGCUGAAGGGUGGCGGGGAGGCCUUCCCCAUCAUGCUAGUGGGCAACAAGUGCGACGAGACCCAGCGAGAAGUGCAGACACCAGAGGGGGAGGCUGUGGCCAAGGAGUGGCAGUGUGCUUUCAUGGAGACCUCAGCCAAGAUGAACUACAACGUCAAGGAGCUCUUCCAGGAGCUGCUGAACCUGGAGAAGCGCCGCAACAUGAGCCUCAGCAUCGACGGGAAGCGCGCCAGCAAGCAGAAGCGGACAGAGAAACUGAAGGGCAAGUGCAGCCUCAUGUGAGCGGCCGGCCGGCAGGAGGCGCCCACCCACCCCUCACCAUCCAUCCAUCCGGUCACCUCCGCCUCCUUCCCCCUCCCGUGGCCCGGCUCUUGGUGCUCCCCGGACCCAGCGGCCUCCCCUCCUGCCCCUCCAACUCCCCAGCAGCAGCGGACUUGGACUUGGGCUCCGCUUGGAGCGAUUCAGGCCUCCCUGCAAACUGACAACCCAGCCGGACUGUGGUGAGCCCCCUCCCCUUCUGUCCCCGGAGCAAACUCAGUGGGAACAGAGGAAAGAAGAGCUGCUUCCGCUCAAGGGGGAUUCGCCCACUGGCUCACCAUUCCUCGGACUGCCAGACGGGAGGGGCCGAAGGUGCCCUGACUGACUUCGGCCUGACGAUGGAGAGCCAGCGGCACACCCUGCCCAUCGGCCUGGAGCUGCAGAAGACUGGAUUUGCUCAAGUGGGGCCCUUGAGUGACUGCGACCCUCCCAGGUCUGCAGAAACACCGGGGGAGGGGCGGGGGGCGGGAUUCCUCACCAGUCAGACCCACCUCACCCCAUCACCCUUGCCAGACCCCAGCCUGCCUUUCUUGGUUUCAUCACCCAGGCCCUGCUGGAGGCCACUGAAGUAGUGUAGGGCCCCAAUGAAAGGGUCCACAGGGAGAGCCCCUCCCCACUCUAAAGAAGGCCUCUCUCACUGCCCUGGUGCUCCAGAGCCUGCAGGCCAGAAGGGGGGGCACUCCACAGGACUCCUGGCACAGCUGCACAACAGAGCAGUGCCCCCCAGGCGGCAUCCCUCCCCCUUUCUCUCCCCAUAUGCCAUGCCAGACAGCGAACAUGCAGCUUAUUAUGACCCACCCUUAUCAUUAUUUAUUUUUUAUUUAUGGGUGUGUUUUUUUCUGGAACAAAGCAACAAAAACAGCACAUAUCUGGAUCAGGAAGGCUGGGAAAGGAUGGCCCUGAAUGGGCUGGAAAGCCAUAGCUGAGCAACAGCUGGCAAAGGGCAGUACGGGGGAGGGGAGUGUGUGCCUCCCAGCCUCCAUCUGCUGGAGACUCCCAAUACUGGACACCACACCCCAUCUACUGAGAAGGAUGGAAGCCACGAAAUGAGUGGUUAAGGAACACCUGGCACUGUAGCUUCUCCUCCUGCCCACAGCUAGAAGAGGCUGGACGGCCACCCCCCCCUCGCCCAUCUCACUCUGAGGCCAGAGGAUGGAGGGCUUCCUGCAAGGAAGGGAGGCCCCUUUCUCUGUGCCUGGCAUGGAGAAGAAGGGCACCUUCCUCAUUCCAACAAUGCCCUGUAGGUGCCCUUCAACAUUGUGCUUCACUUUUCUUUUUUAAAAUUCCAGUGGAAGAAGUUGUGUCUCAUGGUUGUAAAACCAGGACUUGAGGUGCACAGGCAGCGCCUGUCAUGAAAAGGGUGAAUGUGCGUUUAAUUCCUUCUUGUGCACAGGAUGCGUGUGCGUGUGUGCGUGCACUCACGGGCAGGUGGAAGGCAGUCUGCAUCAGUUUCUCCUCUGCCAGUCUAAUUUGCUUGGCAUUCAUCUCCAGCCCCUUCCUCAACUGGUGACUUCAAGCAGCUGGCAAGACAGGUGGGGAGGGGGCAGAGGCUAGGGGGGUCCUCCCUCCCACCCAUCCAGAGGCUAGUUCUCUAUUUGCAAACUUGCCAGGGAUCCUGCAAGAUCUUUAAGGGGGGAAUUUUCUGAAUUGUUCACUUAUGCCAGCCGACAAGAUCCCCAAGAGGAAGGCAGGAGGCGUCUCUGCCUGGUCUGCCUGACCCUCCAUGCAGCUGAUGGCAGGAGGAGGCUUUUCUCCUGGCUGCGGUUUUCCCACCCCCUUGGGAAAGCUCUCAAAGAAUGGGAGGCGGGAGGGCAAGUGGAGUGGGCAGAGAGCUUGGCUAUGCAGGAAAGGAGGUCUGUGGGACUCUGGCGCAGCCUGCCCGCCCUCCACCCCUCACCAGUGUUCUUCUCCUGCCUUUGGGCCCCUGUGUGUUCCCCCCUGCCCACAGCCUGCCUUUCCUUCCUCUGUCCCUGUGUGGGGUGCAGAAAGAGAUGGAUGGCAGCUGCUGCCCAGCACCCUCCUUUCCCUGGGCAGGGCAAGUGAGGCCUCCCUUUGGAGUGGAAAGAUCUGAAGCUCUUUGCAAAAUGCUGCUGCUUCAGGUCA